AUGCAGCAGAGUGUUAUGCACAUCAUGUCUACAAUUCCACCCUGUACGUCGGCUGUCCAGUCCCUGCUCUUCCUGGUUGUUAUCAGCCAAUUCAGGACUACCAAACAGUUCCGAUGGAAGCGAGAUUUUAUGUAUGUUUCCGAAGUCAACUCUACCGAUGCCACUUGCUUCCAGGACUGUAACGAUGAGUGGAAAAACAUAUUUCAACGUGAGUUCAACUUAAGCGCUGCUGAUUUCUAUGACUUUCCUCUACAUCCACUGAUAUUGAAUCGUGCCGGUUUCAUCACAUUUUGCAACAUAUCGGAGCAACGGACUCAGUGCUACAUCGAUGAUUGCAGUGACCAGGUUAGCCCUUAA
Messenger RNA from Gongylonema pulchrum, 357 nucleotides. NCBI's taxonomy places the organism in Eukaryota, Metazoa, Nematoda, Chromadorea, Rhabditida, Gongylonematidae. The record is from the annotation of a GenBank genome assembly.